Messenger RNA from Platichthys flesus (European flounder), 14306 nucleotides. Its product is annotated as dynein axonemal heavy chain 11. Gene Ontology annotation, molecular function: dynein intermediate chain binding; ATP hydrolysis activity; dynein light intermediate chain binding. NCBI's taxonomy places the organism in Eukaryota, Metazoa, Chordata, Actinopteri, Pleuronectiformes, Pleuronectidae. Gene Ontology annotation, cellular component: dynein complex. The transcript is spliced from 82 exons. Gene Ontology annotation, biological process: microtubule-based movement. Bases 1 to 13458 code for a protein of 4485 amino acids. The record is from RefSeq and is a predicted model, not a curated record.
AUGUCCGACGACGAGAGUGCGCCCAGUUUCCCCGAAGACGUCAGGGUGAAGUUUGUGGAGGAGAAAGUUCGUGUCUUCCUGCGGCUGCAGCGUCACACAUGGCCGAAGACAGCUGCCAACGAAGAGUUUCAAACUCUGCUCGCCGACUUCUUCGAAAAGGAGCCUGUUGUAUUUUUCUCCACGUCGAAAACAGGUGGUCUGGUUGCUUCUAAAGAGACCUCGUCUGAUGGUCAGAACAAGAAGAUCUAUUUCCUGAAGAAGAGAUGUGAGCCUGUCAGCUGUGAGAACUACAGGGAGCUGCUGCUGUUCGGCCUCCUGUCUCCAUCACCACUCCUGCAGCUGUCAACCAUCGUCGAGCAGGUAUGCGUCCCUCUGCUGUCAAACAAAAAUAACCAUCAGAAGUGGCCAAAUGUGAUGUCUGAAGAUAUCAUUCGACACGUGGAGAGCCUGUUCAGUACGACAUCAGUCUUACGAGGACAGGUCUUAGGGAGAACUGUCCUCCCACUCCCAACUGCAACAGACUGGAUGGAAAAUUCAAACAGCACCAUCAAAAUGCUUAACUAUGACCGGGCAGUGGCCCACACGUUAGAGACCCAGGUAAUCACCUGGAGCAAUCUAAUCCAGAAGGUUUUAAAGGAGGAUUCAUCAGAUCUACUUAAGACUGGCAGUAAUCCAGGGCCCAGUGUAGAGCUGCUGUUUUGGGCAUCCAGGGAGAAGAAUAUACAGAAUAUUUAUCAUCAGCUCCAGAGCCCCAUUGUUCAAAAGAUGGCAAAGGUGUUAGAGAUGAUGGACAGCAGCUAUCAAGCAGCAAUCAAGAUUCUAGUUGGAAAUGUCUCCGAUGCACUACAAGAAGCGCAGGACAUUAACAUCUAUCUACAGCCACUACAUUCACAUCUCUGUCAGCUGGAAAAGGAAGGAUUUCCCCAGUUGAAAAAAUCCAUCCCUGCACUGUUUCACACUCUGUUCCUUAUCUGGACCAACUGCCAGUCCUAUCGAAAGCCGAAACGCAUUGUGGUGUUACUGCAGGAACUUUGCAAUCUACUCAUUAAACUGGCGUCCACAUACCUCUCAGCAGAUCUGAUACUCAGAGAGGACCCAUUGGAAAGCCUACAGAUGGUAAAGAGAGUAAUAUUAGUCUUCAGGUGUUUCAGAGACAGUUACCAGAUCCAGAGGGAGAGGUUGGCCAACGAUGUGAAACAUGCACCCUGGGAUUUCCCAUCUGCCAUGAUUUUUGCACGUUUCAAGCAGUUCCUUGAUCGUAUGCUACAGCUGGAGGGCUUUUUUGAAGUCAUGCUGGACAUUCAGAGGAUGGAAAAGCUGGAAUUUGGUGGACCUCAGGCGAAACUCCACACUGAGCAAGUGGCUCAGAUGUAUAAAGACUUCUGUAACCGCUGCCAAAUGUUGAAGCACAGUGAAAACUGCCCACUUGACUUAAACUCUCAGGCUUUUGAAAACGAGUACAAGGAUUUCAAAGAGUGGAUUGUGGACUUUGAAUGCCACCUUGCCAGCCUUCUGAGUUUGGCUUUUAAGGAUUGUUCAGGACUGGAAUCGGCCUCCAAACUGCUCACUGUAAUUGGACCCUUCCUGGAGAGAAGACAAGUGAGACAGAUAUUCAGCCCUAACUUCCUUGUGCUGCAGCAAUAUUUCAGAGAAGAGCUGGAGAAAUGUAAAUGCAUGUUCAAAUCCCAGAUCAAUCAGAUGGAGAGUGGUCUGUCCAAGAACAUGGCUCACACAUCUGAUGCUUUGAAGUGGGCAAGAAUGCUCAGAGAACGAAUUCAAACACCAUGGGAAAAAAUCCGAUCCCUAUUUGAUAUGCCUGCAGGAGGCGUGGAAAUGGUGAAGGAGAACAACAUGUACAAGGAGAUGUUGCGUCUCCUGGACCAUUAUGAAGAGGACGUUUACUCUGACUGGUGUGAUGGUUUGGAACAGACCUGCUUGAUGAACCUCAACCAGCCUCUUCUCUCCAGAAAUGACUCAUCCGGCCUGGUCUCAGUCAACUUCAAUCCAAAGCUGACUGAAGUCUUGAAAGAUGUGAAAUAUAUUCAGAGUCUCAGUAAGAUCCAAAUCCCUGCAGCUGCAACGACUGUUUUCGAUAAGCGUGACGUGUUAACAAAGUAUUUGAGCAGUCUGCAGCUGUUGGUACAAUGGUACAACCAGCUCAAGCAGACGGUGCUAGAGGUCGAACUUCCUCUUAUUCGUGCCGAGCUGGAAUCCGUAGACCUGCAGUUGACAAGAGCAGAGAUUGACCUGACUUGGCAGGAUCUGGACAGCGGGAGCUUCAUCAGCACCACCAAAGACCUGGUCCAAGACCUCGUAUGUCGAGUCAGCAGAGCAAAGGAGAACUGUGAAGCCAUUCAGUCACUGAUGAAAGGAUGGAGUAAACAAGUGCUGUUUCACAGGAGGGACAACAAGAGAGGUUCACUCAUACAGUUGGAGGACAGAGGAGAGCGGGUCAACAGGAAGUACAACGGCUUGAAGAAGGACGGAGAUUCGAUCCACGUGCUGGUGCAGGAGAAUAUGGUUCUUUUCCGCGCUGACCCUGCUUCAGAAGCGUGGCAGUCUUACCUGGAGUACGUGGAUGAAAUGGUGGUGGAGGGGCUCUUCAGCUACAUCAGCCUCUCUCUUCAGUUCUUUGUGGACAACAUGGAGUCGUGGACAAAACUAGCACCUCUGUUCGCGUCUCAGUUGAUGCUGAGUGGCUCAGGAUUGGUCUUCCUCCCCUCACUGGAGCGAGAAGCGGGGGACGGCCUUUAUGAGCUGAUAGAGGGACUGGUCGGAGACAUAUUCAAGACGUCAGUGAAUAUCAAGAGAGUGGCUGCUCACCUGAGCACGGAGACCUACCAGGAUGUAAUGGAUGACAUGCUAGAUCUGUUGGACCUGAGGCAUGAAAUAAUGGAGCGAGUGGAGAACGUCCUGAAGAAAGCCAUGAAUUACCAGGAAAAGUUUGACUGCUACACUCACCUUUGGCAAAAUGACAGGGCUGAGUAUCUCAUUCAGUUUCUCCUGUAUGGACGUGCACUCACAGCUGAGGAGCUGGAGGCUCACAGAGCAGAGGUUCUCCCUGAGAGUCCGCCUACGAUUGAUAACUUCAAAGAGCAGAUUGACUAUUUUGAGGAUCUCUAUACUGAAAUUUCCAAGCUGGAAGAUUUCAGUGUUUUCAACGGAUGGUUUAGAGUGGACAUCAAGUUUUUCAAAGUCAGCCUCCUUAACGUUGUGAUGAAGUGGAGCUGGCUUUUCAAAGAGCACCUUCUGACUUAUGUGACAAACAGUCUUGAUGAGCUGCAGAUGUUUGUCCGAGCCACCGUGGAAGGGCUGAACCAUCCUGUAGCUAAAGGAGACCAGCACAACUUGACCGAACUUAUGAGUCACCUGCUGGCAGUGAGAGACAGACAAACAGCCACUGACAAGAUGUUUGAGCCUCUUAGAGACACGAUAAUCCUCCUGGAACGAUACGGAGUGACCGUAACAGACCAGAUCUACACUCAGAUGGAGGAACUCCCUGAGAAAUGGUGUGCAGCUAAAAAGCUAGCCUUAAUAGUGAGACAUGAAGUGGCUCCGAUGCAGAAUACAGAGGUGAUGGUGUUACGGAGACGGUGCAUGGCGUUUGAGGUGAAACAAACCAAAUUCCGGGAGAUGUUCAGAGCAACUGCGCCCUUCACUUACAAUGCACUGCAUCCCUACGUCAGCCUGGAGAAAUCGGAAAAAGCCAUUCAAAGCAUGGAGAAAGAAGUAGCUGAACUUCAGGAGUCCACAAAUCUGUUUGAUGUGACCAUUCCUGAGUACAGAGACAUCAAGCUCUGCAGAAAAGAGACCACCAUCCUCAAAGAACUGUGGGACAUUGUUGUAUUUGUGCAGAGCAGUGUGAAAAGCUGGACAAUGACCAAAUGGAGGCAGAUAAACGUGGACCAGAUGGAUGCAGAGUUGGGGAGGUUUGCCAAGGACAUGCGGAAGCUUGACAAGGAGGCCCGUGUGUGGGAUGUGUAUUCUGGGUUGGACCUUUAUGUAAAGAACCUGUUGACGUCACUGCGGGCUGUUAGUCAUCUUCAGAACCUGGCAAUACGAGAGCGUCACUGGGCGCAACUUGUUCGAACCACACAGAUGGAUAUCACUGUUACUGACAGUACCACCUUGGACGACCUCCUGGCCCUGAAGCUCCAUUUGUUCGAAGACGAAGUUCGCAACAUAGUGGAUAAGGCGGUCAAAGAAAUGACCAUAGAGAAGGUUGUAACAGAAAUCAGAGAAACGUGGGCAUCAAUGGAGCUUUCAUAUGAAGAUCAUUACCAGACCUCUGUGCUACUUCUUAAAUGUGAUGAGGAUCUUAUUGAAGCUCUUGAGGAUCAUCAGGUUCAGCUCCAGGGCGUCUCUCAGAGCAAACACAUAGAUCACUUCCUGAUCCAGGUGCUGGAACUACAGAAGCAGCUUACUGUGGCUGACUCUGUGCUGUUGGUCUGGAUGGAGGUGCAAAGGACAUGGGCCUACCUGGAAAGCAUCUUUAAAGGCUGUGAUGACAUCUGCCAACAGCUGCCUGCAGACGCACACAGGUUCCAAGCUAUAGAUGAAGAAUUCAAGGAACUAAUGUUGGACAGUGCCAAGACCAAAAAUGUCAUAGAGGCCACCAACAAACCUCAUCUCUAUGAGAAGUUAGAAGAUCUCCAAAAAAGGCUGGCUCUGUGUGAAAAGGCUCUUGCUGAAUACCUAGAGACAAAGAGACUUGCGUUUCCACGAUUCUACUUCAUUUCUUCUACAGAUUUGUUGGACAUCCUUUCUAAAGGGAGUCGCCCUAAACAGGUAACUGUCCACCUCUCAAAACUGUUUGACAACUUGUCAGAUCUGGAGUUUGCAGAAAAUGAACCGGUGGACAAUCCUAAACUUGCGGUGGGCAUGUACAGCAAAGAGAGGGAACAUGUCCCAUUCCAGACUGAAUGCUGCUGUUAUGGCCCAGUGGAGGCAUGGUUGGCUGCUCUUGAAGAGACUAUGAAGGAGUGCGUCAGGGGUCACCUAUCUGAGGCUGUGGCCACGUACGAGGACAAGCCCAGAGAGCAGUGGAUUCUUGACCUCCCCGCCCAAGUGGCUCUGACUGGAUCUCAGAUCUGGUGGAGCAACGAUAUGGAGCUUGUGUUUAAAAGACUGGAGGAAGGUUACGAAUCUGCACUUAAAGACUACAACAAGAAGCAGAUUUCUCAACUGAACUCACUGAUCAGCAUGCUACUGGGAGAGCUGAGCCCGGGCAACAGACAGAAGAUCAUGACUAUAUGCACCAUUGACGUCCAUGCUAGAGAUGUUGUUACAAGCCUCAUCACGCAAAAGAUCACCACCUCACAAGCCUUCCAGUGGCUUUCCCAGCUCCGACAUUGCUGGAAUGAGCAGCAGCGCCACUGCUAUGUUAACAUCUGUGAUGCUCAGUUCCUUUACUCUUAUGAGUACCUCGGAAACACUCCACGUUUAGUCAUCACUCCCCUCACAGACCGCUGCUACAUAACAUUGACUCAGUCACUCCACCUGACUAUGAGUGGAGCCCCAGCAGGUCCUGCUGGAACCGGGAAGACUGAGACCACUAAGGAUCUCGGCAGAGCCUUGGGCAUCAUGGUGUACAUCUUCAACUGUUCUGAGCAGAUGGACUACAAGUCAAUCGGAAAUAUCUACAAGGGUCUGGCUCAGACUGGAGCAUGGGGCUGCUUUGAUGAGUUCAAUCGUAUCGCUGUGGAUGUUCUGUCAGUUGUAGCAGUGCAAGUCAAAACAAUACAGGACGCCAUUCGCUCAAAAAAGAAAAGGUUCCUUUUCCUUGAUACGGAAAUUGACUUAAAGCCCUCUGUGGGGAUUUUUAUCACGAUGAACCCUGGGUAUGCAGGAAGGACAGAGCUGCCUGAGAACCUCAAGGCUCUUUUCAGACCCUGUGCCAUGGUGGUGCCCGACACUGAGCUUAUUUGUGAGAUAAUGUUGGUGGCAGAGGGCUUCCGAGGUGCUAAGCUUCUAGCCAGGAAGUUUAUCAGUCUGUAUACUCUCUGCAAAGAACUGCUCUCCAAGCAGGACCACUAUGAUUGGGGUUUGCGCGCUGUCAAGUCUGUUCUGCUGGUGGCAGGGACACUGAGAAGAAGAGACAAGACAAGACCAGAGGAUCAGGUGCUGAUGCGUGCUCUGAGGGACUUCAACAUGCCUAAAAUUGUGACUGAGGAUGUGACCAUCUUCUUGGGACUGCUGGGAGACCUGUUCCCCGGCCUAGAGGUGGAGAGAGAGAGGAGCUGUGAAUUUGAAAAGGCAAUCCGGAAGACCACACUGGAGCUCCGCCUUCAGCCCGAGGAACCAUUCAUCCUUAAGGUGGUGCAGUUGGAGGAACUCAUGUCCGUGCGUCAUUCUGUCUUCGUUGUUGGAAAUGCAGGGACUGGGAAAAGCCAGAUAUUGAGAGUUCUCCAUAAAACGUAUGUAAACUUGAAGAGGAGGCCUGUUUGGAAUGACCUCAAUCCAAAGGCAGUAGACAGAGAUGAAUUGUUUGGCUUCAUCCAUCCUGCAACCCGAGAGUGGAAAGAUGGUCUGCUUUCAUCACUGAUGCGAGAGCAGGCCAACAUCUCCCACCGAGGACCUAAGUGGAUUGUGUUGGAUGGAGACAUUGAUCCGAUGUGGAUUGAAUCACUCAACACAGUGAUGGAUGACAACAAGGUCCUGACUCUGGCCAGUAAUGAACGUGUGCCUCUAACCACUUCAAUGCGACUGGUGUUUGAAAUCAGUCAUCUUAGAACAGCCACCCCUGCCACUGUGUCCAGAGCAGGAAUCCUUUAUGUGAACCAGCAGGACCUGGGCUGGAAUCCGUAUGUCGCCAGCUGGAUUGACCAAAGAGAACGGCAGACAGAAAGAGCCCACCUCACCAUUCUCUUUGAGAAAUAUGUACCUCGUUGUCUAGACAAAAUGAGAAACACAUUUAAGACCAUCACUCCCAUCCCAGAGAAUUCUAUGGUGCAGACACUCUGCGCUUUGCUUGACUGCCUUCUAAAACCAGGGAAUAUUCCAUCGGACUCUCCACGUGAGCUCUAUGAGACCUACUUCACCUUUGCCUGUAUCUGGGCUUUUGGUGGGGCCAUGUAUCAAGAUCAGCUCUGUGAUUAUCGGGUCGAGUUCAGUCAGUGGUGGACCAAAGAAAUGAAGACGGUGAAGCUGCCGGCACAAGGGACGGUGUUUGACUACCACCUUGACCCUCAGACCAGACGCUUCCUACCCUGGAGCGAUACUGUGCCGCCGUUUGAAAUGGAAACUUGUACGCCAUUACAGGCUGUUCUGGUACACACAGCAGAGACUGUGCGUCUCCGCUACUUCAUGGACUUGUUGCUGGAGAGGAGACAGCCGCUGAUGCUCGUGGGGAAUGCAGGAGUGGGGAAGACUGCAGUUGUCAGGAACAAGUUAGACUGUCUGCCCGAGAAUUACAUGACCACAAACGUACCUUUCAACUACUAUACAACCUCCCUCAUGCUGCAGGGGAUCUUGGAGCAACCGUUAGAGAAAAGAGCAGGUAGAAGUUACUCCCCUGUAGGCAACCGAAGGCUGAUAUACUUUAUAGAUGACAUGAACAUGCCAGCCAUUGACGGUUAUGGCACAGUGCAGCCUCAUACACUUAUAAGACAACAUCUGGAUUAUGGGCACUGGUAUGACAGACAAAAACUGACCCUUAAAGAAAUACACAACACCCAGUAUGUUGCCUGUAUGAAUCCAACUGCUGGGAGCUUCAAAAUAAACCCCAGACUACAGAGACAUUUCUCAGUGUUUGCAGUGAACUUUCCUUCAGCUGAAACUCAGACGUCCAUCUUCAGUCAGAUCAUCUGCAGCCACCUGAACCAGCAGCUUUUCAGUCCAAUUGUUCAGAAAAGUGCCCCAACUGUGGUCCAAGCUGCCAUAACUCUUCAUCACAGGAUGGUUCACAGCUUUCUGCCCACAGCAAUCAAAUUUCACUACACAUUUAAUCUACGAGAGUUGUCCAAUGUCUUUCAGGGAAUUCUCUUCGCUGGACCUGAAUGUGUGAGAGACAGCAAUGAUCUGGCUCGGCUGUGGCUUCACGAGUCCUGCAGAGUUUACUCCGACAGACUCGUAGAUGACAAGGACCUGCAGCUCUUCAGGAAGCUCCAGAUGGAGACUCUGCAUGAAUGCUUUGAGGGACUGGAGGACAAAACGGUGACAAAGGAGCCUCUCCUGUAUUACCACUUCUCCCAGAUGAGUGAGGGAGCCUCAUAUGCUCCUGUUGCAGACUGGUCUGUGCUCAGGACCAUCCUCACUGAUGCACUGGAGAACUACAAUGAGCUUAAUGCAGCAAUGAAUCUGGUGCUGUUUGAAGAUGCAAUGCAGCAUGUCUGUCGCAUCAGUCGAAUCCUGGAGUCUCCGAGGGGUCACGGCUUACUGGUCGGGGUCGGGGGCAGUGGGAAGCAAAGCUUGACUCGUCUGGCUGCCUACAUAUCCUCUGUGGACGUCUUCCAAAUCACUCUCAGUAAAGGUUAUGGCAUCCAGCACCUCAAGACGGAUCUGGCCGGUUUGUUCCUGAAGACCGGAGUGAAGAACCAGCGUGUGGUUCUGCUCCUGACUGAUGCACAGAUACCUGAUGAGCGGUUCCUGGUCAUAAUUAAUGACUUACUGGCCUCAGGUCAGAGACAAACUCCACCACAGAUAUGGACCACUGAUUUCUACAACUUAUUAGUUUUGUUUAUUAAUAAAUUUUUCCUUUCAGGAGAAAUCCCUGAGCUCUUCAGCGAGGAUGAAAUUGAAAGUAUUGUGUCGGGUGUGAGAGCUGAGGUCCGAUCCCUCGGACUGCUGGACAACAGAGACAACUGCUGGAGGUUCUUUACUGAUCGGGUCCGAUUACAGCUCAAGGUGGUAUUGUGUUUGUCUCCUGUCGGCAAUGUCCUUCGUGUUAGAACCCGUCGGUUCCCGGCCCUCGUCCAAUGCACCACCAUCGACUGGUUCCACCCCUGGACCACUGAUGCUCUGCAGUCGGUCAGCCACAGGUUCAUCCAAGAGAUUGGAGGCAUUGAGCCUGCCGUCCAGGAAUCCAUCAGUCUUUUCAUGGCCUACGUUCACACUAGUGUCAACCAGGCAAGUGAAAAAUACCAGCGCAAUGAGAAGAGGUACAAUUACACCACCCCCAAGAGUUUUCUCCAGCAAAUCACCCUGUACAGAAACCUUCUGGAAAAGAGCCGUGCUCAGCUCCAGCACAAGAUGAACCGGCUUGACAGCGGCCUUCAAAAACUCCAAACCACUGCUGCUCAGGUUGAGGAUCUUCAAGCAAAACUGGCGUCGCAAGAAGCCGAAUUGACCUUAAAGAACCAGAACAUUGAAGCUCUCCUGGCAAAGAUCGGACUGCAGACUGAGAGGGUUAGAAACAAGAGAGAGGCUGCAGAUGUUGAGGCACAGAAGGUUUCUGUAAUCCAGGCAGAAGUAUCAGUCAAACAGAAGGACUGUGAAAACGAUCUUGCCAAAGCAGAGCCAUCGCUGACGGCAGCCACAACAGCACUCGACACCCUCAACAAGAUGAAUCUCACCGAGCUGAAGGCCUUUCCAAACCCUUCAGUGGCAGUGAUCAAUGUGGCAGCAGCUGUGAUGGUUCUGCUGGCCCCCCGCGGUCGAGUGCCUAAGGAUCGGAGCUGGAAGGCGGCGCGGGCCUUCAUGGGCAAGGUGGAUGAUUUCCUGCAGGUCCUGGUGUCAUAUGACAAGGAGCACAUCCCUGAGUCCUGUUUGACUGUGGUGAAAAAAGAGUACCUGAGAAAACCUGAAUUUAACCCUGAUCUAGUUCGGACCAAAUCUACAGCUGCAGCUGGUCUCUGUGCCUGGACUAUUAACAUUGUCAAAUACUAUGAGAUUUAUUGUGAGGUAAUUCCAAAGAGACAUGCAUUAUCACAAGCUAAUGCAGAGCUAGAGACAGCAACAGCCAAACUGUUUUCAGUUCAAAAGAAACUAGCAGAUCUUGAUGCCAACGUUCAGAGCCUAACAGCUCAGUUUGAAAGGGCAACAGCUGAGAAAAUCAGUUGUCAGGAGGAGGUGGCGCACACCAACCAGACCAUAGAGCUCGCCAAUCGACUGGUCAAGGGCUUAGAGUCAGAGAAGGAGCGAUGGUCCCAAGCAAUUGUUCAGUAUGAAAAGCAGCAGAAAACCCUAUGUGGUGACGUCCUACUCACUUCAGCAUUCGUGUCUUACAUGGGAUAUUUCACCAAGCAGUAUCGUGUGGAGCUUCUGAACAAUUCAUGGAUCCCCUUCCUUCAGUCUCAAAAGGUCUCCGUACCCCUGACAGACGGCCUGGAUCCCAUCCUCAUGCUUACAGAUGAUGCCACCGUGGCUGCCUGGCAUAACCAGGGCCUGCCAAAUGAUCGGAUGUCCACCGAGAACGCUGCCAUCCUGACCACCAGUGAGCGUUGGCCACUCAUCAUUGACCCACAGCAGCAGGGCAUCAAGUGGAUCAGAAAGCGGCUAGGGUCAGAGCUGAAGGUGGUGCAGCUGGGACAGAAGGGAUAUCUAGAUGUGAUAGAACGAGCACUGGUUUGUGGUGAAACAGUUCUGAUAGAGAAUCUGCCAGAAAAGAUAGAUCCCCUCCUGGAGCCGCUGCUGGGCAGAAAUACAAUCAACAGAGGAAGGUACAUUCAAAUUGGGGGAAAGUUGUGUGAAUACAACAGUUACUUCCAGCUCAUACUGCACACCAAGUUGGCCAAUCCCCAUUUUGCACCUGAGCUCCAGGCCCAGACCACGCUCAUUAACUUCACAGUGACCCCUGUGGGGCUGGAGGAACAGCUGCUGGGACAGGUGGUGUCCCGGGAAAGGCCCGACCUGGAGGCCCUAAAGAUGGAGCUGACCACACAACAGAACCACUUCAAGAUUGAGCUGAAGAGGUUGGAGGACGACCUGUUGAGUCGCCUCUCUGCGGCCUCCGGUAAUUUCCUUGGUGAUAUUUCUCUCGUGGAGCAACUUGAGAACACCAAGACCACAGCUGCUCACAUUCAGUACAAGGUGGUGGAGGCCAGAGAGAACGAGACAAAGAUCAACGAGGCUCGAGAACUAUACCGCCCCGCAGCUGAGAGAGCGUCAGUCCUCUUCUUCAUCAUCAGUGACCUCAGCAAGAUUAACCCCAUGUACCAGUAUUCUCUCAAGACCUUUAACUCAGUGUUUAACAAAGCGAUGGAGCGUGCAGAAUGGGACGAGGAUGUGAGGACCAGAGUGCACACCCUCGCAGAGGCCAUCACCUAUUAUGUAUUCCUGUACACCUGCCAGGGCCUGUUUGAGAGAGACAAGUUAACCUUCUUGUCACACACCGCCUUCCAGAUUCUAUUAAAACAAGACCUGAUUGACGCUGAGGAAUUUGACUUCCUGCUCCGUUUUCCUGUGGAAACGAGCAAACAUAGUCCUGUGUCCUUCCUCUCUCCAUAUAGCUGGGGAGCCAUUAAGGCAAUAUCGAGAAUGGAGAACUUCAGUGGACUGGACAGAGACAUGGAGAGUUCCCCGAAGCGCUGGAGGAAGGUUGUUGAAUCCAGUUGUCCUGAAAAGGACAGACUUCCCCAGGACUGGAAGAACAAGAGCUCCCUGCAGAAGCUCAUUAUCCUGCGAGCGCUUCGCCCCGACAGGAUGACCUAUUCACUGAGGAACUUUGUGGAGGAGAACCUGGGAACAAAGUACGUGGAUGCUGCCAGGCUGGAAUUUGAAAAGUUGUUUGAGGAAAGUGGCCCUUCCACCCCCGUGUUCUUCAUCCUCUCACCUGGAGUGGAUCCACUCAACGAUGUAGAAAAACUAGGUUUGAAGCUUGGGUUUUCCAUCGACCAGGGCACUUUGCACAAUGUGUCUCUGGGACAGGGGCAGGAAGAGGUGGCCGAGAGGGCUCUGAGGAAUGCUUCUGAACUGGGCCACUGGGUCAUUCUGCAGAACGUCCACCUCGUGGCUUGCUGGCUGCCCUCUCUAGAUUCUCUUCUGGAGACAGCAGCAGUCGACAGUCACCCCAACUACAGAGUUUUCAUCACCGGGGAACCAGCAUCAAGUCCAGAGAAGCAUGUGAUCCCCAGAGGAAUACUGGAGGAUGCCAUCAAAAUCACAAAUGAGCCACCCACCGGCAUGAAUGCCAGUCUGCACGCAGCCCUCAACAACUUCAGUCAAGACACUUUGGAUCUGUGUUCCAGGGAACAGGAGUUCAACUCGAUGUUUUUCUCUCUCUGCUUUUUUCACGCUUGUGUCACAGAGCGCCGUAAAUUUGGUUCCCAAGGGUGGAACCAUAACUACCCCAUCAGCACCGGAGACCUCACCAUCUCAGCAAACAUCUUGUACAACUACUUAGAAGCCAACAGCAAAGUGCCGUGGGAGGACUUGUGUUUCCUGUUUGGAGAGAUCAUGUAUGGAGGACACAUCACCGACGACUGGGACAGAAGACUGUAUAAAACCUACCUGCAAGAAUUCAUGCAUCCGAAAAUGUUUGAAGGGGAGCUCUUUCUGUGCCCUGGGUUCCUAGCCCCUCCGUUCAUGGACUACACUGGUUACCACAGUUACAUUGACGAGCAUCUCCCCUCUGAGAAUCCCACUCUGUACGGUCUCCAUCCAAACGCUGAGCUGGACUGCCUGACUGUCACCUCAGACAACCUCCUCAGGACUUUGCUGGAACUGCAGCCGCAGGACUCCUCCAGAGGAGAGGGGGCAGCUCAGAGCUCAGACGAGAGGGUCAAGUCUGUCAUCGAAGACCUUCUGGAGAGGCUUCCAGAUGAGUACAACAUGGCAGAGAUGCUCACAAAGGCGACAGAGCGAAGCCCCUACGUUUUAGUGUGUCUCCAGGAGUGUGAGAGAAUGAAUCUCCUGCUCGCAGAAAUAAGGAAGUCCCUCACUGAGCUGGAUCUUGGUCUGAAGGGAGACCUCACCAUCUCUUCCAGUAUGGAGACUCUGCAGUCGUCCCUGUUCUGUGAUUCGGUCCCAGACUCUUGGGCACGACUGGCUUAUCCCUCCACUAAGACACUUGCCCAAUGGUUUGGGGAUUUGAUGAUCAGCUGUCGUGAGCUGGACACCUGGACUCAGGACUUUGUUUUCCCUGCAGUAGUUUGGCUCCCAGGUCUCUUCAACCCUCAGUCCUUUCUCACAGCUGUGCUGCAGAGUAUCGCACGGAAGAACCAGUGGCCUCUGGAUAAUAUGACUCUGACUGUGGAUGUGACAAAAAAGACCAAAGACGACUUUGGACAUCCGCCGCGGGAGGGAGCCUACAUCCACGGACUCUUCAUGGAAGGAGCACGCUGGGACACUCAGGCCGGCAUCCUCUCCGAGGCGGUUUUGAGGGAUCUGAGUCCGGCCAUGCCAGUGCUGUACGUUAGAGCUGUGCCCGCGGAGGAGCAGGAACUGGAAGGUACUUACGAGUGUCCGGUGUACCGCACUAAGCAGCGCGGGUCCACGUUCGUUUGGACGCUCCACCUCCGAACCAAACAGCCUCCUGCUAAAUGGAUUGUUGCCGGCGUGGCUCUGCUGCUUUCUGUGUGAGACGUGUGAGUGAGUAUUAUACAUACACUGUAUAUAAAAAAACUGGACAUAGACUCUGGGUAUAGAAAACUAAGCUGAUGCAGAAUUGCCCGAAACCUAUAUUCACCUGAAUGACCAGCAGAGGGCGACUCCGCUGGUUGUAAAAGGAGUCAGUUUCUAUCGAAAUCUGCAAAAAUGUGUUAUUAUACAAACAGUUAUUUUUACACAGAAGUGAAUAAUGUAUUAGAAAAACGUUCCUCUUAAUCAUGUUUUAUUAUAAUUACUAAAAUAAAAAACUAGCUUAACAUUAUUAAUCUUGGUUUAAAUGUAACAACGUUUUUUUGUAGUGUAUGUUUAUGUUUUAGAUUUAAAGAUAAAGUAAAGAGAUCUGUGUUGAACCUGUGCUGAACCUGUGGUGUCUGUUGUGCGACACUGUUGAACCUCUCCCUUGAGAUGGUUCAGUCUCAGCAUGAUUUGUUGGGAGCUUAUGUCUCCAUUUUAGACCAUGUAAUUCGGGAUGGGAGCAUAUUUUAUUGGAAGGUCAAGAUUAAAAAAGCUCCCUGGCUGCCCUCUGCUAACUGAAUGAUACACAAUGCAGUCUGGAGGGUUCCCGGACAGAAUUCCCAGGAGAUGAUGUGCAUGGUCGCUAUUGACUUUUAAAUGAGGUGCAUUUGACAUUGACCUUUUGUACGGCGGCGGCAGAAUACUAACAGACUAGUGUAAUUCAUUCAGCCGGGGCCUGUUGGAGAAAACCUAUUCAAAGACUCUGAUUGCGUUGUAUGAGAAAGCAACACAUUAGAUUACCCAUCCUUUAUCUGUCUGCGCUCUCUGUUAGCAUCUGAUGAACUUAAUAAGAACCAAAUAAAACC